UGCUCUUUCCCAUGUCAGAUUAAUCAUCUCUCCGCCUCUCUCUCCGCCGCCGAUGGAGGCCGCCGGCGAAGAUCAAGAAGCCGUUCUCUUCCACUCAUAUCCAUGUGCUUAUUACGUCCAAAGCCCCUCCACCGUCUCCCACGCCAACAGCUCCGACAUCCGAAACGCGGCCGAGUCGUCAGCCUGCCACUCCCCUCUCCGCUCCGACACCUUUCCCACCGGCCACCACCACCACCACAACGCGACCCAGGAGGCCUCUCGAGUCACCCUCUCCCGCUACUCCUCAUCUCGCGAGUCCAACCACGGGGCCGGGACCGACAAUGGCGAGGCCCGCCUGAUCGUCGGUCGUGGCAACGGCCGUGAGGGGGACGAGGAGCGGGAGGAGGACGGGGCCGGAGACGAGGAAGGGUAUUAUGGGAAGAAGAGGAGAGGUUGUUGGAAGACAUAUUUUACGUAUAGGAAUUCAGAUUCAAAUGCAUGGAUUUUAUUGCAGCUAAGUUGGAGGGCAAUUUUCAGCAUGGGAAUUGCUUUGCUUGUGUUCUAUAUUGUCACUAUGCCUCCCUCGCCCAACAUUUCUGUUAAGAUGGGAGGAGUGGAAGAGUUUAUGCUGGGGGAAGGAGUGGACAAAACAGGAGUUGGAACUAAGAUUCUAACAUGCAAUUUCACAAUGGAUGUAACUGUGGACAAUAAUUCUAAGCUCUUUGGCCUUCACAUUCUUCCUCCAUCUCUUCACAUCUCAUUUGGGCCUCUCCCCAUUGCAACUUCUCAAGGUGCAAGAUUGUAUGCAGAGAGUGGAACGACGACGUUCCAGUUAAGCGUUGGCACAAGCAAUAGGGCAAUGUAUGGUGCGGGGAGGAGCAUGGAAGACAUGCUUGAAUCAGGAAUGGGAUUGGAGCUCAUGAUUCGACUCAAUUUCAUCUCCAAUUAUCGGGUGGUUUGGAAGAUUAUAAGGCCCCACUUUCGCCACCGUGUCGAAUGCUCAUUGGUUCUCGGGAAAGGAUACGAUAGGAAGCGUCACACACGAUCCUUCAAUAGUACUUGCUUAACUUCUUGAUAUUAUAUUGUCAACUAACAAUUUUUUAUUUUGUCAACUUGAGCAUAGUUACGUUCAACUAGUUUAAAGCACCUAUUUCUGAUUAAUAAGUCGUAAGAAAAAAUUAUAAAGAGACCCAAAAUUUGUUUGUUCUUUAUUAAAUAUAUAGUAUUGGUA
This is a messenger RNA of Momordica charantia (bitter melon), 1210 nucleotides long. Its product is annotated as delta-latroinsectotoxin-Lt1a protein. Lineage: Eukaryota; Viridiplantae; Streptophyta; Magnoliopsida; Cucurbitales; Cucurbitaceae. The record is from RefSeq and is a predicted model, not a curated record.